CUUCCUACCAUAACACCACCCCUCCUCCUGCUUGUUGCCUCUCGUCCGUUGAACCACCGCAAGGAAUGCCCGGGAAAAAAGCGAACAAGGCCAAGGCGGCGCUGAGCAAAGCGAAAGAGAUCGUCAAGCCGAGCGUGCAGAUCCCGAAACCGGACGCGUCGCCGGCGAGCGCGGGGCCGAAGACGCCGAAGACGCCCGCUGACGAGGGGCUCGAGUUUUUCGAGGGCGCGGUGAAGGAGGGAGAGGGCGAGAUACAGGUGUAUGAGCUGAGACUUGACCCCGAUGGCGGGCCCAGCAAGGAGCGAUCGUAUAUCCGACUGCCUCCGGCGUACGUGCCGUAUAUCUUGCGUGUGUCGCUGGACGCCGGUACCCCCGCGUCGAGAAACGGCGUGUUCAAGACGAACUUUCCUCUGGACGGUGGCCAAUUUGAUCGUGCACGCUUUUCCGAGCGCAAGCUACCUACCGAUUUCUCCAAGCCGAUCCAGAUCGACCUGCCCAUCUCGCACGCUGGCGCGUUCUGCUACUGGGUCGAGUACGACAAUGACGUCGAUGGCUCUCGGGUGAAGGGCCGCGAAGGGUACUUCAACAUCGAUCCUGUCCUCAAGACGAAGGCGCGCGCUCCCAUCGUCAAGGACGGGAAGAUCAGCGGCGAUGGUCUCAAAGUCCUGCCUGAUGAUAUUCGUUUGCCAUUGGACGGGCUGUCCAUCCUCACCGUGGUCUCUAAGUGGAUGGGCCCGGUGUCGCAGUGGGAGAAGCACUUCCAGGAGGCCCAGGAGCGAGGAUACACGAUGCUUCAUUACACCCCAUUGCAGAAGCGCGGGACCAGCGAUAGCCCGUACUCGAUCAAGGAUCAGAGCACUUACGAUCCUUCUCUGUUCGAGUCGAAGGAUGAUCUCAAGGGCGGAGGCAAGGAGAAGAUCGAGAGGGUGCUCGCCAUCGCCAAGGAGAAGUAUGGGCUUCUGAGCCUGACGGAUGUCGUCCUCAAUCACACCUCAAACGAUAGUCCUUGGCUGCUCGAGCACCCUGAAGCUGGCUUCAGCCCUGCCAACACUCCCCACCUAACCCCGGCCUUCGAGUUGGACACCGCGAUGCUCACGCUCUCUGGCAACCUGGCAGCGAAGGGCCUACCUACGCGAGUCAACUCCGAGGCCGACGUUGAUACGCUCGUCGCCGCGUUCCACGAAGAGAUCAAGGGUCUCAAUCUGUGGCAGUAUUACGUCCUGAACACGGAGCGGGAGAAGCAGGACGUCAAGGCUGCGCUGUCAGCGGGCUCUGUCAAGCCCUGGGACGGCCCCGCCGUCGCCGGGAAACCCGUCACCGAGCUCGCGGAGAUCGUUCGCUCGGCGGCCAAGAUCGAUGGCUUGGGAAAGCUGGCGAAGCGCUUCGGUGUUCGCGUCGAGGGGGGUGUCGCUGCGGGUCUCGUGAAGGCGGCGUUUGUCGAGCUUGGGGAGAACCCGGAUCAGCUCGCGGAGGCGUGGGGCCGCGUGGUGGACGUUUUGAACGUCGACCUGUACAAGGAAUGGGAAGGAGACACCGCAUCUGCUCUCGAACAGACCAAGGGUCGGAUCAAGUAUACGCGCCUAGAUGCGCAUGGUCCUCGCCUUGGAGAGAUCUCAAAGGAGUCCCCCUUGGUGGAGACCUACUUCACUCGUCUGUACCCCAAGUACGAGGAAGACCCGCUCAAGUACUCCGUGGCAAAUAACGGGUGGAUAUGGGGUGCAGAUCCGCUGGCCAACUUCGCCCUUCUCCCCUCCAAGGCCUAUCUCCGUCGCGAGGUCAUUGCUUGGAGUGACUGUGUCAAGCUCCGUUAUGGCGACGGCCCGGAGUCCAAUCCCUGGCUCUGGGAGUACAUGACGUCGUACGUGACCUCUCUCGCGUCGUCGUUUGACGGGUUCCGUAUCGACAACUGCCACUCGACGCCGCUGCACGUCGGUACAGCGAUGCUCGACGCCGCGCGUGUGGUCAACCCGGACCUGUAUAUCUGCGCGGAACUUUUCACCGGGAGCCAGGAGAUGGACCUGGUAUUUGUGAGCCGCUUGGGCAUCAACAGUUUGAUCCGCGAGGCGGGCAAUGCCGACUCGCCGAAAGAGUUCUCGCGGAUACUCUACAACUAUGGUCUCGGCAAACCGAUAGGCUCCAUGGACGGCGCCUGUUUGACCUCCAAGGAAGAACUACCUCCCCCAACCGGAAAGGGACCGGUCAGGCAAUGCAUCGUCACACCGUUGAACGGCAGCGUACCGCACGCGUUAUUCUAUGAUCUCACCCACGAUAAUGAAUCGUAUCUGGACAAGAUUUCGGCGGAGCACGCGCUGUCCGCUGCCGCUCUCGUGACGUUCGGGUUCUGCGCAACAGGUUCGGUGAAGGGUUUGGACGACCUGUACCCCAAGCUGCUCAACCUCGUCGGAGAGAAGAGGAAGUACGAGGUGACGAGCUUGGCCGAAAACAGCGGCAUUGCCAGGGCCAAGAGGGUGUUGAACGCGUUGCAUACGGAGAUGGUCCUCGGAGGAUACCAAGAGGGCCAUGUUCACCAAGAGAAUGACUAUAUUGUCUUGCAUCGCGUGCAACCGGGCACACAGAAGGGAUAUAUACUUGUGGCCCAUACCGCCUAUGCUCGAGGCUCGAAGGACCGAGGCUACAUCAACCCCUUCAGACUUGCUGGAACGAAGGUCAACUUCGUCUACGGUGCCACUCUUGACAUUCCUUCGUACGAGGAUAUCAGCGACAGUACCACCAUCCGUGGCCUGCCUGGAAAGCUAAACGAGUUGCCCCCGGUCGUUGUUCCUCAGAGCAUCGGCGAUGAAGGCCCCUACACCGAGCUCGUCGUGCCUGAGUACUUCCCUCCCGGUUCCAUCAUGGUCUUCGAGACCCAGAUGGCGGGUCUAGACUCAACACUGGACGCGUUUUGUGCCGCUGGCGCGCAGGAGGCCUUCGCAGAUUUGGACCUCAUCGACCUGAAUGUCGUCCUUCACCGCUCUGAAGGCGAAGAGCGCGACGCAACCAAGGGAGAGAUUGGGGCGUACGAUGUUCCGGGCAUCGGCAAACUCGUGUACUGCGGGUUGGAAGGUUGGAUGCAUCCUCUCCGCCAUAUCAUGCGGUACAAUGACCUUGGUCACCCUGUGUGCAACAACCUGCGAGCGGGACCUUGGGCGUUCGAUUAUGUCCACACCCGUUUGUCGAAACAGGUUGACGUCUUCCCAAAUCUCGCGAAGCCCGCUCAGUGGUUCAAGGAGCGUUUUAUGCGCAUCAAGUCGGAGGCACCGCCUUUCCUUCGCCCCAAGUACUUCGCCAUCGUUAUCUCCGAGGCAUACAAGGCUGCGCGGACGAGCGCCGUCGAGCAAAUGUCUGAAUUCGUCUCGACCGGUCACUCCUUUACACAGGACCUUGCUUUGUGCUCCGUGCAGAUGCACGGCAUGGUGCAAUCUGCUUCCCUUGACCCGGGUAAGCCGACGCCGUCGCUGGCAGCCGGACUUCCACACUUUGCCGCGGGUUGGGCCCGGUGCUGGGGUCGGGACGUGUUCAUCUCACUCCGUGGACUGUUCUUGACCACGGGCAACUUCGACGGCGCGAAGAAGCACAUCAAGGCUUUUGCGUCCACGCUCAAGCACGGUUUGAUCCCGAACUUAUUGGACUCGCUCCGGGCUCCUCGCUACAACUCGCGCGACUCGCCGUGGUGGAUGGUCCAGAACAUACAGGAUUACUGCGCCUUCGCUCCGGAGGGCGUCGCUUUCCUGAGCGAAUCGGUUCCUCGGAGGUUCCCGAAGGAUGAUACCUGGGUGCCUUGGAACGACCCCAGGGCGUACGCGUACUCGAGCACGAUCGCCGAGAUCAUCCAAGAGAUACUCCAGCGACAUGCAGAUGGCAUUCACUUCCGCGAAUAUAACGCGGGGCCAAACCUAGACAUGCAGAUGUCGGAUCCGGGCUUUAACAUCGAUAUCGAUGUCGACUGGAAGACGGGCAUCAUCUUCGGCGGUAACGCGCACAACUGCGGGACGUGGAUGGACAAGAUGGGCGAGUCGGUUAAGGCGGGGACGAAGGGUGUUCCGGGCACCCCUCGAGACGGCGCGCCAGUCGAGAUCACGGGUUUGCUGAAGAGCACUUUGAGGUGGCUGGCUCAGCUGUCCGAGAAGGGCAAGUUCCCGUUCAAGGGUGUGGAGGCCGAAAUCGAUGGAACGCGCCGCCUCGUUACGUACCAGGAAUGGAGCGAUCUGCUACAGAGCUCAUUCGAGAAGUCCUAUUACAUACCGUUAGAUCCUGCGGACGAUCUCCUCUAUGACGUGAACACGAGUUUAGUGAACCGACGCGGUAUCUACAAGGACGUAUACCGAUCCGGCCCGGGACGCGAGUGGUCGGACUACCAGUUCCGGCCCAACUUCCCCAUCGUCAUGACCGUCGCGCCGGAACUGUUUGACCCUGUGCAUGCUUUGGGUGCUCUUCAGCUUGCCGACAAGCACCUCCGAUCGCCUCUGGGCAUGAGCACGCUCGAUCCUGCAGAUCUGCAGUACCGGCCGUAUUACGACAAUGCGAACGACAGUGACGACCCAGCCGUCGCGAAGGGGCGGAACUACCACCAAGGUCCGCCUUGGAUGUGGCCCAUUGGGUACUUCUUGAGGGCGUACCUCCACUUCGACACUCGUGCCGGCGCUGGCAAGGAUGACAAGACGCGGACGUUGCAUCACCUGCACACCGCCCUCCUCCCUGCGCGCGAACACGUCCAGAAGGACCCUUGGAGGGGCCUUCCUGAGCUCACCAACAAGGACGGAGCGUUCUGCCCCGAUUCCUGUACCACCCAGGCCUGGAGUUCGAGCUGCAUACUCGAUUUCCUGCAGGAGGUCAAAGCACUCACCUAAAUCUCGAUUUUCCUUUCCUUCUCGUCACUCGGAUCGAGGGAGAUUGUAUCAUACCAUCUUCGGACACUUGUGGCAAAAUCUCUGUGUCGUGGCGUCAAAUGCCAUGCUUCCGCGAUGAUCUCCGUUGACGCUCUAGGAGACCGAGGGCUUGCGUGUAACUCGAUAGCUGUUGUGGUCAUUAAACAUGUAACGCAGCGCAUGGAUGGUUUACACAUGUUACUACGGUUGAC
Molecule: messenger RNA, 5077 nt
Organism: Punctularia strigosozonata HHB-11173 SS5
Lineage: Eukaryota; Fungi; Basidiomycota; Agaricomycetes; Corticiales; Punctulariaceae
Product: glycoside hydrolase family 13 protein
Exons: 12
Coding region: 66-4847 (1593 amino acids)
Biological process (GO): glycogen catabolic process
Molecular function (GO): amylo-alpha-1,6-glucosidase activity; 4-alpha-glucanotransferase activity
Source: RefSeq, a predicted model, not a curated record